Molecule: messenger RNA, 4389 nt
Organism: Cordyceps militaris CM01
Lineage: Eukaryota; Fungi; Ascomycota; Sordariomycetes; Hypocreales; Cordycipitaceae
Product: multidrug resistance-associated protein, putative
Exons: 8
Coding region: 1-4389 (1462 amino acids)
Biological process (GO): transmembrane transport
Cellular component (GO): membrane
Molecular function (GO): ABC-type transporter activity; ATP hydrolysis activity; ATP binding
Source: RefSeq, a predicted model, not a curated record
AUGGUCUCCUGCGAUGCCCAGUUUGGCCCACGCGUCGACACCGCCUGUCGCUCAUUCGACUUUACGCUCUACUUUGAAGACGUCGUCUUUGGAGUCGUUCCCAAUGCCGUCUUCGUCAUCAUCGCCGUGCUCUCCCUGAUCAGCGCAUCUCGCCAGCAGAGCAUUGUCAAAAGCUCGCGUCUGCUCGGCCUCAAACUGGUCGUCUUGUCCGCCCUCGUCGUCCUCCAGGCUACUUUUCUCGGCCUCCGGGUCCGCAACGAGCGAGUGCGCACGAGCGCGUCCCUCGCCGCCGACGCCCUGUCCCUCGUCGCGACAUGCGUGGCUGUUGCGCUGUCCUGGGUGCAGCACCACUGCUCCGAGCAGCCGUCGACGGCGCUCACCCUGUACCUGUCCGCGCUCGUGCCGCUCGGUGCCGCGCGCGCGCGCACCCUCUGGCUCGUCCCGCAAAAUGCCGCCGCGUCCGCGCUCCAGACGGCGGCGCUGGCGCUCACCGUCGCCGUCCUGGUCCUCGAGUCGACCGGCAAGAGGGCCAGCCUGCGGCACCCCGAGAAGCUGGCGCACUCGGGCCCGGAGCCCUUUCUCGGCUUCUGGGGGAUUACCGGCUAUGUCUGGGUCCUCGGGACGCUGUCUCGUGGUUACCGUCAUUUUCUCACCGUCGAGGACCUUCCGGAGCUCGACUACCGCAUCUCUGCAGACAAGCUGCACCAAAAAUUACAAAUCCAUUUGGACAAGGCCGACUUGCUCAAAAAGAAUGCCUUUGUCGUAGCCUGCGGUCGCGCCUUUGCCUGGUCAUUCAUUUCCGCCAUCAUCCCCCGCCUCUUCCUCAUCGGCUUCAAGUUUGCCCAGCCUUUCAUGAUCAACAACGUGCUUGAUUUCAUCGGAAACAGGCAAGCACCGCAAAAUAUCGGCAAUGGGCUUCUGGGCGCUUAUGCCCUCGUGUACGCCGGCAUGGCUAUUUCCAUGGCGCUGUAUCGUUACUACUUGAACAGAUUCAUCAUCCGCCUUCGUGGCGGCUUGAUAUCCAUCAUCUACCAGCAAACGGUAGAGUGUCGCUCCCUCGACCUGGCCAUCGAUGGCCUGGCUCUCAUGGGCGCCGACGUGGAGCGAAUUUCGACCGGCUUUCGCACCAUUCACGAAGUGUGGGCGACGCCCAUUGAGAUAAUCAUUGCCGUCUAUCUGCUAGAGAGACAAAUCUUUGUGGCCUGCGUCGUCCCAGGUCUUCUCGUUUUCUCUUUUGUCUGUUUAGCCUUUGUCAUUGCCUCCCUCGCCAAGAAGUACCAGAGAAUAUGGAUCGAAAAGGUAGAGGAGCGAUUGCGUCUCACCACCAACAUGCUGGCCAACAUGAGGACCGUCAAGAUGCUGGGUCUCAGCCCCAAGAUGUUCUCCGUCAUCUACAAGGCACGAGACGUAGAAAUCGAAAAUUCCACUCGCUAUCGAUGGACACUAAUUGGGCAGAUUUUCUUCUCGAAUGCGCCGCUCACGUUUGCUCCCGUGGUGACAUUCAUCGUCUUUGUCGCCAUUGCCAACGCCCGCCACGAUACUUCCUUCCUGGCCGCCAAGGCAUUCACAUCCUUGUCUCUGAUUGCGCUCCUGACGGAGCCCACACUUAUGCUUAUCCAAGCCAUACCCAGCGUCUAUCAAUGCCUCAGCAGCUUCGACCGAUUGCAAGAAUUCUACCGCCAGCCCACCCAUCCCGGUCUGCUGCCGCCGGCUGGCGAUGUUCGCGUUGCCGAAAACAAUGCGUCCGGAAUCUCUCUUCAAAUGAUGCAAGGUAAGACUGUAGGCUCUAGCGAGUUUGUAGUGAAAUUCGUCAACCAAGACUUUGCUUGGGCCAAAUCCCGCCCGGCCGCGCUCCAGCAUCUCAAUGCGUUCAUCCUCAGAGGGCGCUUUACUGCCAUCGUCGGUCGCACGGGCAGUGGUAAAUCGACAUUGCUUGAGAGCAUACUCGGAGAGACUGUCGAUCUCGGCGGCCGUACAGAACGCAGUUUUGCUUCCGCGGCGUACUGCUCUCAGGUGCCAUGGCUGGUGAAUGGGACCCUCAAGAGCAACAUCACCUAUGGCUCUUCAGCUGCGGUUGACGAUUCUUGGUAUCAGACUGUCGUGUCAGCCUGCGGGUUAGAGAACGACAUCAACAGCCUACCUGGUGGCGAUCAGACGGACAUUGGCGACAAUGGAAGUAAGCUCAGCGGUGGCCAAAGGCAGCGCGUGAGUCUAGCCCGCGCCGUCUUUUCAAGAGAGCCCGUCAUCUUGCUGGAUGAUGUCUUCAGCGGUGUUGACAAUGCCAACGUUGCCCAUAUUUCAGAGAAGCUGUUUGGCUCGACCGGUCUUUUACGGCGCAAUGGAUGCACCAUCAUUCUUGUCACGCACUCCAAAUACCUCAUGAUGCAGGCGGAUGACGUUCUGGUCAUUGACCAGGGUACUAUCGUCGAGUCGCGGACCGUAGCAUCACUGCAGCCUAGCAACGGCUUCUCUUCUGGAUUUCAGAUUGAGGAGCUCACCGAGGCUGAUGACGAGGACAGCGAGGAAAGCAAGCCCGCCAGCGCGCAAGCCCAACCCCUCACCAGAAUCGAGACUGCCGAGGAUAGACUAUCGGCACUGAAUGAGGAGGCAGCAGAUCUCAAACGCACACGCGGAGUUCCUUCCGUGUACCGCUACUACAUGCACUCUUCUGGGUAUUGGAAGGUCAUUAUGCUGCUUGCCGGUGCCGCACUGCACACUUUCUGCAGCGAAUUCGGCGUCGUCUGGAUUGAUCUCUGGUCCUCGGCCAACGCCAGGUCUCCCGGUCAUGCCAACAACGGCCUGUACCUCGGUGUGUACGCGGCAUUGGGUGUCCUCUCCGGCCUGCUUCUGCUCUUCCUCUGCUGGCUCGUCUUUGUCAACAUGAUCUCCGUUUCCUCGAGAAACCUCCAUACGGACCUUCUGACGGCCGUCAUUCGUGCGCCGUUGCUCUUCUUCCAGGAGACGGACGUCGGUAACAUCACGAACCGAUUCAGCCAGGACAUGGAACUGAUUGGCAUUGAGCUUCCAAUCAUCAUUGUCAACUACCUGGUUGCGCUGUUGGAAUGCAUCGCCAAGAUGCUGCUGCUGGCCGUGUUUGGCCGCUAUCUGACGGCGUCGUUGCCCUUGUUCCUCGCCGUCAUUUACAUGGUCCAGCGCAUCUAUCUUCGCACAUCGCGGCAGGUAAGACUGCUUGACAUUGAAGCCAAGGCGCCCGUCUAUCUUCAGUUCCUCGAGUCCAAAAAUGGCGCUGCCACAUUGAGGGCGUUUGGCUGGCAGCAGUCUUGCCAGCUGAAUCUGCAGCGGCUUCUCAAUCGCUCGCAGAGACCAGUGUACUUGCUCUUCUGCAUCCAGCAGUGGCUUGCUCUUGUUUUGGAUGCCAUUGUGUCUGCCUUGGUCCUGAUACUCAUUGCGAUUGUCGUCACCUGGCGCGACAAGUUUUCGCCGGGAAGCGUUGGUGUCUCCCUCGUCACCGUCAUGACUUUCAACUCUGCUUUGACCCAGCUGAUUAAAAUGUGGACUUCGCUCGAAACUUCAAUUGGCGCUGUGGGUCGCAUCAAGGACUUCAAGGACAAUACUGUGCCUGAGGAGGAAGAGCUGGGCAUCGUGCAGCCCGAGAGCCCUCCCCCGAACUGGCCAAACAAGGGUAACAUCGAAUUCAGAAGCGUCAUUGCUUCCUACAAAGAAUCCGGGCCUGCAGCUCUCAAGGGCCUGACGCUGUCAAUCAAGGCGGGCGAAAAGGUUGCCAUCUGUGGUCGGUCCGGCAGUGGCAAGACGUCGCUCAUUCUAAGCCUCCUCCACAUGAUUCACAUCGACGGAGAGCUAAUCAUUGACAAUGUUGAUAUCCACAAUUUGAUACCGAACGAGCUUCGUGCUCUCGUCAAUAUCGUUCCCCAAGAGCCCUUUUUGAUGCCCGGAACGGUGCGCCAAAACGUCGAUCCAUUUGAAGUCGCAACAGACGAGGAUAUCACUGCAUCUCUCGAGCGACUUGGACUCUGGGAGCGUAUCGAGGCCGCAGGCGGCAUCGACUCCGAGAUGCCUCUGACAUCCUGGUCCGUAGGCGAGCGGCAGUUGAUUUGCAUGGCCAGAGCCAUGGUGAGAAAGAGUCCGAUUCUCAUACUCGACGAAGCUACAAGCAGCGUCGAUCACAAGACGGAAGAAAUCAUGCAACAAGUGCUAGAGACUGAAUUCGCAGGCAAAACUGUGCUUUCGGUAGUUCAUCGCCUGGGAUAUAUCGAGCGCUACGACAAGGUUGCGGUUUUACAAAAGGGCGAGUUGAUGGAGUUUGACACACCAGCAACACUGCUUGCUCAGUCGUCAUCGAUGCUGUCGGCGAUGAAACGGGCAGGAACGCGGCAAAGUUCUACAAGUUUGAGCAGUGACGACGAUUAA